Messenger RNA from Cyclopterus lumpus (lumpfish), 3394 nucleotides. RefSeq names its product hexokinase-1-like. Gene Ontology annotation, biological process: glycolytic process; intracellular glucose homeostasis; glucose 6-phosphate metabolic process. Gene Ontology annotation, molecular function: ATP binding; D-glucose binding; mannokinase activity. Gene Ontology annotation, cellular component: cytosol; mitochondrion. The transcript is spliced from 13 exons. The coding region runs from base 744 to 3311 and encodes 855 amino acids. Lineage: Eukaryota; Metazoa; Chordata; Actinopteri; Perciformes; Cyclopteridae. The record is from RefSeq and is a predicted model, not a curated record.
GGGGAGAGGGUGAGGAGAGAGGGUGGGGUGAGAGGUGAAGGAGGGUGCAGAGGGUGCUGCAGCAGACCAGGAGCGGCCUCUCUCUCUCUAUCUGAUGACCUUCAGCCGCGUAGCUGCGUGUGAUGCAGCCGGAUGAGGGCGAUGACAUCACCGCGCUCUGCACGUAGGCCUCUGCUGGCUGCCAUGGCAACGCGGGAGACAUGCCGGCGGGUGGGGGGGAGAGAGAGAGAGAGAGAGAGGCAGGGAGGUGCAGUGCAGGCAGCUUCCUCAUUCACAGUCCUCCCCCUCCUCCUCCUGCUGUAGGAGAAGCCCCCCCCCCUCCCACACACACCCCUUCCUCUCAUCCCCUCCCCGGCUCAGCCAAUCGGGCCCUCCGGUGGGGGCGGGGCAUAGCGGAGCCACCAUUCCAGUGCGCAGAGCCGCUGCAUCUCCACCGGAGCCAACAGGGAGCCAGCAGCUCAGAGGGAGGAGACGCGGCCGGACCCAGCCUCUCCGUGCGCGUGUUUGUGAGCGUGUGUGUGUGUGUGUGUGUGUGUGUGUGUGUGUCAUCUGCAAGUGCGCUCCUAUUGCAGACUAGCAGGCACGGCCUGCCCCCCCCUCUACCCGUCCUCUCUUUUUAACCUUGCCUCGCCUUGGUGGCUCAGCUCCUUCCUCCGCUUCACGACGACGACAGGGAUCCUCGUGGGGGGGAACCGGCCUCCGUUCACUCUCUCACCGCCUCCGCAGCGCCGACAGCCGGCAGGAUGAUAGCGGCUCAGCUCCUCGCCUACUACUUCACCGAGUUGAAGGAUGACCAACUCAAGAAGAUCGACAAGUACCUGUACUCCAUGCGUUUCUCGGACGACACGGUGAAGGACAUCAUGAACCGGUUCCGCCGGGACAUGGAGAACGGGCUCGGCCGCGACACCGGCCCCACCGCCACCGUCAAGAUGCUGCCCACCUUCGUCAGGGCCAUCCCCGACGGAUCAGAGAAGGGGGACUUCAUCGCUCUGGAUCUUGGGGGGUCCAACUUCAGGAUCCUGCGCGUCAAAGUGACGCAGGACAAGAAGCAGCCGGUCCAGAUGGAGAGCCAGGUCUACGAGACCCCCGAUGACAUCAUCCACGGCAGCGGGUCACGGCUCUUCGCCCACGUCGCCGACUGCCUGGGCGACUUCAUGGAGAAGCAGAAGAUCAAGGACAAGAAGCUCCCCGUGGGGUUCACGUUCUCCUUCCCCUGUGCCCAGACCAAGCUGGACGAGGCGGUCUUGUUGACGUGGACGAAGAAGUUCAGAGCCAGCGGCGUUGAGGGCAUGGACGUCGUGAACCUCCUGAACCGGGCCAUCAAGAAACGAGGGGACUACGAGGCCGACAUCAUGGCGGUGGUGAACGACACCGUCGGCACCAUGAUGACCUGCGGGUUUGACGAUCAGCGCUGUGAAGUGGGCGUCAUCAUCGGGACGGGAACCAACGCCUGCUACAUGGAGGAGCUCCGCCACAUCGACCAGGUGGAGGGAGACGAGGGCCGGAUGUGCAUCAACACGGAGUGGGGCGCCUUCGGGGACGACGGCUCGCUGGAGGACAUCCGCACCGAGUUCGACCGCGAGAUCGACCGGGGCUCCAUCAACCCGGGGAAGCAGCUGUUUGAGAAGAUGGCCAGCGGGAUGUACAUGGGGGAGCUGGUGCGACUCAUCCUGGUCAAGAUGGCCAAGGAGGGGCUUCUGUUCGAGGGCCGCAUAACCCCCGAGCUCCUGACCAAAGGGAAGAUCGAGACCAAGCACGUCUCCGCCAUCGAGAAGAGCAAAGAAGGGCUGAAGAAGUGCAUGGAGAUCCUGACCCGGCUCGGCGUGGAGCCCUCGGACGAGGACUGCCUGGCGGUGCAGCACGUGUGCACCAUCGUGUCCUUCCGCUCCGCCAACCUGGUGGCCUCCACCCUGGGGGGCAUCCUGGCUCGCCUCAAGGAGAGCAAAGGGGUGGCGCGCCUGCGCACCACCGUGGGCAUCGACGGGUCGCUCUACAAGAUGCACCCGCAAUACGCCCGCCGCCUGCACAAGACGGUGCGCCGCCUGGUCCCGGACUCCGACGUCCGCUUCCUGCUGUCGGAGAGCGGGAGCGCCAAAGGCGCCGCCAUGGUGACGGCCGUGGCGUACCGCCUGACGGAGCAGGCGCGCCAGAUUCAGCAGACGAUGGCCGAGUUCCGGCUCGGCGAGGCGCAGCUGCUGGAGGUGAAGAAGCGCAUGAGGCAGGAGAUCGAACGAGGCCUCAAGAAGAACUCCCACCAGGAGGCCACGGUCAAGAUGCUGCCCACCUUCGUCCGGAGGACGCCCGACGGAACAGAGAACGGGGAUUUCCUCGCUCUGGACCUCGGGGGGACGAACUUCCGAGUGCUUCUGGUGAAGAUUCGCAGCGGGAAGAAGCGAUCGGUGGAGAUGCACAACAAAAUCUACGCCAUCCCCGUAGAAGUCAUGCAGGGCACCGGAGAAGAGCUCUUCGACCACAUCGUGCACUGCAUCUCCGACUUCCUGGACUACAUGGGGAUGAAAAGCGCCCGCCUGCCGCUGGGCUUCACCUUCUCCUUCCCCUGCCAUCAGACCAGCUUGGACGCAGGCAUCCUCGUGACCUGGACCAAAGGAUUCAAGGCCACAGACUGCGAGGGGGAGAACGUGGUGGAGCUUCUUCGGGAAGCCAUCAAGAGGAAAGAGGUAACGGCAAAACAGGAAGUACUUCCUCUCGCUCUCGAAGGAAAUAUGACUUGUUUACUCGCAGACGGGAUCACCUUCUGGUCCGUCUCCUGGAUGGGUCCUGGGCCCAUGUGGUUCUGGUCCGUCUCCUGGAUGGGUCCUGGGCCCACGUGGUUCUGGUCCGUCUCCUGGAUGGGUCCUGGGCCCACGUGGUUCUGGUCCGUCUCCUGGAUGGGUCCUGGGCCCACGUGGUUCUGGUCCGUCUCCUGGAUGGGUCCUGGGCCCACGUGGUUCUGGUCCGUCUCCUGGAUGGAUCCUGGGCCCAUGUGGUUGGAUGCGUCCUGGGCCCACGUGGUUCUGGUCCGUCUCCUUGAUGCGUCCUGGGCCCACGUGGUUCUGGUCCGUCUCCUUGAUGCGUCCUGGGCCCACGUGGUUCUGGUCCGUCUCCUUGAUGCGUCCUGGGCCCACGUGGUUCUGGUCCGUCUCCUUGAUGCGUCCUGGGCCCACGUGGUUCUGGUCCGUCUCCUGGAUGCGUCCUGGGCCCACGUGGUUCUGGUCCGUCUCCUGGAUGCGUCCUAUAUAAAGUUCCCCCGUCCUCACUCUGAGUUUCUGAUCUCGAUCUCACCCUUCUUGUCUAGAUGGCGUGCUCAGUAAGUAUUAAGUGCCCGUCAAUCAUUAACCGAGAAGGGGAACCGGACCCGAGUGUGGUCGUGGUUGUUAAAGCAUGUCGUAACGCC